Messenger RNA from Lycium barbarum (goji berry), 1209 nucleotides. RefSeq lists its product as uncharacterized. The coding region runs from base 1 to 1209 and encodes 402 amino acids. Lineage: Eukaryota; Viridiplantae; Streptophyta; Magnoliopsida; Solanales; Solanaceae. The record is from RefSeq and is a predicted model, not a curated record. The transcript has 3 exons.
AUGGUGGUUAUAAUAGUGUAUGCUAAAUGUUCAGAAGUGGAGAGAAUGCAGUUGUGGGAUAGCUUAUACCUCUUGGCUAGUAAUAUGACAUCUCCUUGGCUGCUUGGUGGAGAUUUCAAUGAUAUACUGAAUGAAGAAGUAAAAAUAGGUGGUUUACUAGUUUUGCCACAAGAAUAUGAAGAUUUUGCUUUUUGUCUGAAUUCCUGUGAGUUGCAUGAGAUGCCUUUCAAAGGGAGUCCUUUCACCUGGUGGAAUGGUAGUGCUGCUAAUGAUUGCAUCUUCAAGAGAUUGGACAGGAUUGUACAUAAUGAUACAUUUCAGAAUUGGUUUGGACACUUAGAAGUGGAACAUUUGUCAAGGACUGGUUCUGAUCAUGCAUCAUUACUUGUAUCAUGUGGAGAUCAGGUGGAAAAGUUUAUCAAACCAUUUAGAUUUCUCAAAUUCUGGGUGGAACAUGAUACUUUUCUGGACUUUGUUAAGCAGCAAUGGGAAAUAGUCUUAACUGAUGAUGUAUUCCUUCUGGUAAAAGGAAGAAGAAAAGAUGAUGCUGGUAAUUGGCUUGAGGAUGUUGAUAGUGUUGUUGCUGAAGCUGUCAACUUUUUCCAUAAGCAAUUUACUCAUGAGGAGGUUAGUGAAGAUUCUCCAAUUUUUAAUCAUAUUCAAGAGUUGAUCAGAGAGGAGGAUAAUAUACUACUUGCUGCACAACCUACUAUGGAGGAAGUACAUAAGGCUGUAUUUGAAUUAAAUGGGGACAGUGCCUGUGGCCCUGAUGGAUUUUCUGGUAUUUUUUAUCAGAAGUGUUGGGAGGUGAUCAAGGCUGAUGUACAUAGUGUUGUAAAAGCUUUCUUUGAAGGACAGACUCUUCCCAAGUCAAUCACACACACUAAUCUGGUUUUGCUGCCAAAGAAGAAUGUUGUGGAGGCAUUUUCUGAUAUGAGACCUAUAAGCCUUAGCAACUUUAUCAAUAAGGUCAUAUCAAGAGUAGUUCAUGACAAACUAGACAAGCUACUUACAAAGGUGAUCUCUCCAAAUCAAUCUGGUUUUGUUAAGGGCAGGAAUAUAAUUGAGAAUGUGGUGUUGACACAAGAAAUUACACAUGGUUUGUUUCAUUCUACAAGGGGUGUCAAGCAAGGGUAUCCACUAUCUCCUGCUCUUUUCAUUAUAGCUGCAGAAGUUCUUUCAAGGGCACUAAAUUCUUUGUUUGAUUAG